Messenger RNA from Ochotona princeps (American pika), 1366 nucleotides. RefSeq names its product RLA class II histocompatibility antigen, DP beta chain-like. The record is from RefSeq and is a predicted model, not a curated record. Gene Ontology annotation, biological process: immunoglobulin production involved in immunoglobulin-mediated immune response; positive regulation of T cell activation; antigen processing and presentation of exogenous peptide antigen via MHC class II. NCBI's taxonomy places the organism in Eukaryota, Metazoa, Chordata, Mammalia, Lagomorpha, Ochotonidae. The coding region runs from base 69 to 830 and encodes 253 amino acids. Gene Ontology annotation, cellular component: MHC class II protein complex; membrane. Gene Ontology annotation, molecular function: MHC class II protein complex binding. The transcript is spliced from 6 exons.
GACACUUCAGACGGGCACUUCAUUCCCCAGCUGCUCCUUCCUCCAUCUCACCAUCUUUCUCCAGCUCCAUGAGGUCCUGCAGGUCCCUGAGUUUCACCUCCCUGGGCAUGUUACUGAUGGUGCUGCUCAGUCCCACGGCCCAGGGCAGGGCAACUCCAGAGAACUACGUGUGGCAGAGACGAUCUGAAUGCUACGCCUUGAACGGGACGCAGCGCCUGGUGGACAGAUUCGUCUACAACAGGGAGGAGUAUGUGCGUUUCGACAGCGCACUCGGGGAGUUCCGCGCCGUCACCGAGCUCGGCCGGAGGACCGCAGAGCUAUGGAACAGGCAAUACCUGGAGGAGUGGCGGGCCUCGGUGGACACCGUGUGCAGACACAACUACGAGUUAGACGAGGGUUUCACCCUGAAGCGCCGAGUCCAGCCUAAAGUGAACAUCUCCCCCUCCAAGAAGGGGUCCUCGCAGCACCAACACCUGCUCAUCUGCCACGUGACAGAUUUCUACCCAGGAGACCUUCAAGUCCGGUGGUUCCUGAACGGACAGGAGGAAACAGAUGGGGUGGUGUCCACCAACCUGAUCCGGAAUGGGGACUGGACCUUCCAGAUCCUGGUGAUGCUGGAGAUGAACCCUCGUGCGGGGGACGUGUACACCUGCCACGUGGAGCACCCCAGCCUGGACAGCCCCAUUAUGGUGGACUGGAAGGCACAGUCUGACUUGGCCCGGAGCAAGAUGCUCACUGGAGUCGGGGGCUUGGUGCUGGGGCUCGUCUUCCUCGCAGUGGGCGUCUUCAUGCACAGGAAGAGUAAGAAAGUUCAGCGAGGAUCCCGGUAACCAGGGUUCCUGACCUGGCCUGGAGGCUGCACCCUGGACCCCGUUCUGUUCUGCUCCUUCAUGCCCAAGGCCAAGGCCGCUACUACUGCCGGGUAAUGGGAGACUGCAUGGACCCAGCUAACACAGCUCUGCCCUUUAAUCCACGCCAUCUCUAUCAUGGGCCUUCCCACAAACUCCCUUCUCAGCUCCAAAAAAGAAUCAAAACCCAAUGUUGCUGUCUUUUAAGAAUCAGCACCAAGGUCAGUGUAACGGUUUAGUUGGGUAAUCCUCCACCUGUAAGAGCCAGCUGGUUGCUGGUUAGUCCUGGCUGCUCCACUUCCCAUUCAGCUCCCUGCUUGUGGCCUGGGAUAGCAGUGGAGGAUGGCCCAAAGCCUUGGGACCCUGCACCCAUGUGGGAGACCCAGAAGAAGCUCCUGGCUUUGGAUCAGCUCAGCUUUGGCCAUUGUGGCCGUUUGGAGAGUGAACCAUCAGAUGGAAGAUCUUUCUGUCUCUUUCUGUGAAUCUGCCUUAACAAUGAAAAUAAAUCUCUGCUUCCA